This is a messenger RNA of Vigna radiata var. radiata (mung bean), 2499 nucleotides long. RefSeq names its product cell number regulator 8-like. Lineage: Eukaryota; Viridiplantae; Streptophyta; Magnoliopsida; Fabales; Fabaceae. The record is from RefSeq and is a predicted model, not a curated record.
AACUCCUCCAUCUGCACUUGUCUCGGGCAGAACGAUCACUUAUGCAGCAGCGAUCUUGAAGUUUGUCUUCUUGGGAGUGUGGCUCCUUGUGCUGGAAGCAAUGCUGAGAGACUUGGAUAGGCUCCCGGGACGUUUGCUAAUGACUGCUUGCCUUAUUCUGUACUGUACGUCAUUGGGAAUUCUUGCUUUGGUUGGAAUUGCCUUGCACCGUGGUUUUCCUACCCUAGCCGAACUGUUAUUCGACGGAGGUUCAAUUUAGAGGGAACUUGCGAAGCACUUAAUAGGUCGUGUGGGUGCUGUGGAAGCAUUUUGGAAGAUGAGGCACAACGUAAACAAUGUAAGUCAGCAUGUGACUUGGCAACUUAUGUCUUCUGUCACGUGUGUGCUCUUUGUCAUGAGGGUCGUGGGCUCCGUCCCAGGUUACCUCAUCCUGGCUUUAAUGCUCAACCGGUACUGGUGAUGAUUCCCCCAGCCGAACAGACCAUGGGACGUGAAGCUUGAAGAUUCUCCAUCAUCUUGGAAGUGCUAUUCUUGUGUAUGUCACUGAUGCCUCUAUAAUUUGAUGUUGAACCAUGUUAUGACUUCAUCUAAGAAGGGACCGGGCUUUUUCAUUUUUUUUUAUAAAUAAGAACAUUAAACCUAUUAAUUCUGUUUGCCUCCCUAUUAUUUUGUAUCAUAUAUAUUUGAAUCUUAUGGAAAAAAUCUCCCAAUAACUAUGUCUAUGCGUAACUACUAUUUAGUUAAUGAACUGAAUGAAAGAAUAUGGUACAUUUAGUGCGUAAGUCUUGUAUGAUUAUGUACUUUCGGCUUAGGCUUUAAAUAUUGAAUUGUAAUGUGAACAAUUUUAAUUUCUCAGUCUGGGGUGCAGCUUAAAUGUUAAAAGUAUUUCAUGACGGAACAUAUCUAGCUACGGCCUCCACUUUUACUCCUUUCCUUGUCUGGAGGACAGCAAAUGGAGUGGUUAACGAAUGCAUCUGUUUGCUAUGCCGACAUUUGUUUGACAGGGUCUAAGUAAUUUUCAUAGUUUAGGUAGUGUUCUUUGCGUCCAAAUUGCAAGGUCGAGCACUAAGGAUGAGGAGAGUUUCAGCAGAGUAAAGAAUAAUAGAGUUUUAAAUACAACAAAUUUUAGAAAUAAAGAAAGGUUAUGAAAACUUCUAGAGGAAGCCUAAAUUGUGAAUGGAGUCCUAAAGCAAAGUAAGAGGGAAGCAUUUGGUCUUCCUCUUCCUCUUGUUCUUCGUCCUCCACUUCUCCUUUAGCAUCAUUGUCCGAGUCUUCAUUGUUGUCACCAAUGGAUUGUGCUCUGUGCUGUUGUUGAAUGGUUGCAAUUUCUUUGUCCACUGCAUCGAAUCUUGUCAUGUAGGUGGAAUGGUUUGAGACUAGCAUUGUUAGAUGUUUUAGCACACACUUCUCAAAGUCAUUCUUUGGUCUAACAGUUGGGGCUAUAUAGGACGUGUCAAUGUUGACUGGAUCCUCAUCCUCUUCUUGGUCGGCAUUAGGUUCAUUUUUGAAAGCUCGUUCUUUCUCUUUUUCGAAGUCUCAUAUGAUGAAGGACAGGCUUUGCAAUCUUAUCUGUGUGAUUGUACCCCAUGGAGACUUCAUCAUUAAGAUUAACGUGAAAAAAUUCAAAGACUUUAAAGAGGAAGAUGACAUAUGGUAAACUCGUGGUUUUAAACAUCUUUUAAUUUUAAAAAUUUAUUCUAAGUUUGAAAAAGUUUAAGAUUCAACUAAAAAACAAUUCCGAAGAAAAAGAUAAGUUAAUAAUUAUUUAAGUUUCAAGUCUUUCUUAAUCAGAGUGUCCUAAGCUCAUUACUUCACCAAUUUCAAAAGUUGUUACUUAUUUCAAAAUAUUACUCAUUCAAGCAAAGAAUUAAACUAAAACUCCUAGACACUACACGGGUUCCACGGGUUCCUCAGCUUAUUUGAUUGACAAGUAUAACUAUUUUUUAAUUUUGAUUUAAUUUUCCUUAUAAAUAUUUUUAAGAAAUCUUUUUGAUCCUUUAUUUUGGAUGGAACAUAUUAUCAUCAAAAAAUUAAUGAAGUUUUGAUGAACAUUAUAUUUUAAAAUUCACUUCUCAUUCACAUGAGUACUUCGAUCUUUACUUACAACGAUAACGCUGUUACAGACGUUUUACCUUUCAUAGUUGAUUGCUUCAAUCCUCCAAACAUUCUCAUACUUAAUUAUUGUAUCGCAUACAUCAAUGCAUAAACACUUUUUCUAUAAUAUACUCCGUUCAACUUUGCAAUCAUAUUCAAUGUCACAUUUGAAAAUGAGGUACUCAUAAAACCAUAAAAUUUAAUUUUUCAAAAACUUCACCACAACAUUUCUCAUGUUGCACGCUCCUAUUCAAAACUUUUACCUAAACUAUACAAAAGUUAAAGCUUUGAUUUAUUUAUUUUUUCAAAAGAGGAACAUGUCAGUAUUUAAAAGACCAACAAACGAACCAAACUAAUUAUACCAUAAAUUUAGUGACUAACUGCAUAAAACCAAGCAUCCUGAAU